AUGGGAAUAUCACGCGAGACUGUAAGAAGAGCACUGAAAAUGCAUAAAUUUCAUUCCUGUAAAAUGCAGUUACUUCAAGAGCUCUACGAAGAUGAUUUUGAUAAAAGAAUAGAGUUUUGUAAAACCAUGUCUGAUCAAGUUAACGCCAACCCCAAUCUUCUGCUGAAUAUCUGUUUCAGUGAUGACAUUUUAUUUUAUAUUUUUUUCUAA
Psylliodes chrysocephalus is the source of this 210-nucleotide messenger RNA. The record is from the annotation of a GenBank genome assembly. NCBI's taxonomy places the organism in Eukaryota, Metazoa, Arthropoda, Insecta, Coleoptera, Chrysomelidae.